Molecule: messenger RNA, 1884 nt
Organism: Lasiosphaeria miniovina
Lineage: Eukaryota; Fungi; Ascomycota; Sordariomycetes; Sordariales; Lasiosphaeriaceae
Exons: 1
Coding region: 1-1884 (627 amino acids)
Biological process (GO): regulation of DNA-templated transcription
Molecular function (GO): zinc ion binding; DNA-binding transcription factor activity, RNA polymerase II-specific
Source: RefSeq, a predicted model, not a curated record
AUGGCGGCGCCGCCACCGAUGCGGCAAUCAUGUGACCGAUGCCACGGGCAGAAGCUGCGAUGCGAGCGCUCUGGGAACAGCGACACAGGGGCUUGCAACAGGUGCAUCCGCCAAGGUUCGCAGUGCGUGUAUAGCACGAGCCUGCCCAAGGGACGACCAAGUCUGUUUGGCGGCGACCAGUCGUCGGCGCCAGACGCCAGUACAAAUCCGUCCGCGAAGCGACGCGCACAAACACCAGUCGCACCCGACUUGCGUCGGCGGCCAGCCUCAGGCCAGCGCGCCAAUUCCUUGUCGGCUGGUGCAAGUACCGGCACUACCGCCGGCCCUCCCAGGGGGGGCGCAUCUCCCCAUGCCCAUGCUUCAAUCCAGGCAAAUACCCAGACGCGGGCCCAGCCAGGCGCAAGGGCAAAUACGGGUUCGAGUGCGGGCGGCAACCCAGCUCCCAUCACGGGGAUAUCGGCCUGCACCUCGGAGCAGAUGCUGCCGUGCUCCGCGACGGAUUGGCCAUGGCCCGGCCUGUUGAACUGGGCCGAUCUGCAGUUGGACAGUGGCGGCCAGCCUCUGAAUGACCUGGGAGAUUGGUCGGCUAUUGGACUGCACUCGCCCGUCUCCCAGGUCCACGUCAAUGACACAGCACUAGACUAUUUUCCCGCCCAGCAUGCACAACCCCCUGACUGGACUGCAGCAACGACGACAAAAGACGGAGAGCUCACUCUCCAGACGGGGGGCGGGGGACCGCCACCACCCAGCCGCAUUGCCCUGGACCCUCGUCUCGGCUUGACCUGCCAUGUCUUUGAGAGCCCAAGUUCAGGAUGUAGCCAAAGCGGCACCAACAGCAGCAGCAACCACAGGAGUCGCAACAGCACCAGCAACCGCAGGAGUCGCAACAGCGCCGCCAUUUCAGCCGACGAGAGUGACCUUAGCCCCGGCAUAGCGCAGCUGACGCAACUGAGUACGCGUCUUUACCUCCUACACCGCUCUAGUCAAGUCCUGGCCGAUACCACUGCGCCGCUAGAGCAUCCUUCUUCAUCACACAGGACCGACGCCGAACUUGGCCGGGCACAACAUCAGCAAGACCCGGUUGUUGAUAUGGCCGCGUUCCGGUUGAUUCUCACCCGACUCCUGUCUCACGGCUUCGGCAGCGACACAAGCCUGUGUGGUCGGAACCCAGAUACUCGCGAGAUCCCGACAAUAAGCGACACGCUCCAAGACACAUUCUCCGCCUCGCACCAGCUCAUUGAGAUCCUCCACUGUCUGCAGGAGAGGUCUAGACCCCGUUCGAGCAUGUCCAGAUACCCCCCCUUGACGCCACUCUUGACACCGGCCGGCCCAGGCAACAGCUUCAAUCAGCCGCGCUCGGGGCACUCGGCGGGAUCUGCCGGUCUCUCUGCAGAAAAGUCGCCGGUUGAGCAGGCCAUGCCUUCGUCUUCAUCAUCCAGAACAGGCCAUUAUUCCAACACAGUCGCCCGCCACCUGGUCAUGGCGUGCCACGGAAUGCUCCUGUCCAUCUACGUCGCACUGCUGGGUGUGCUGCAGCAAGACGCAGAGCUGAUAUCGAGCGACGGCUACCUCCACGGCCACGGGGACGGCUACCUCCACGGCCAUGGGGACGGCUUGGAAGCCGCCACGCAGGCCAACACGCCACAGCCCACAGUGCCGGCGGCCGGCGCGCUGACUGACAUGCGGCUGGUUAUGAUUGUUCAGCUCUGUUGCUAUCUUAUUAAGCGUCAGCAGCAGGCAGUUGACUCUUACCUGGGACCGCGAGAACCGUCAGCGGCGGGUUCUGACCCGGCGACCUUGUCCGCGCCUGACCUGCCGCCCAGCGACCUCGAGGGGGAGCUGCAGCAGCGGCUGGCACAGCUUCGUCAGACCCUACGCAUAUAA